Vicugna pacos (alpaca) is the source of this 2668-nucleotide messenger RNA. Its product is annotated as sialic acid-binding Ig-like lectin 13. Gene Ontology annotation, cellular component: plasma membrane. Gene Ontology annotation, biological process: cell adhesion. Gene Ontology annotation, molecular function: sialic acid binding. The record is from RefSeq and is a predicted model, not a curated record. Lineage: Eukaryota; Metazoa; Chordata; Mammalia; Artiodactyla; Camelidae.
ACUGGUGGAGGGACUCAGAAUGACCCCUGAGGAAUGGGCAGAGCCAGGCACUAGAGCUACGAGACUGCCACACCAGUCUGCAGAAAGCACCCACCUCCAUGAGCGUUGAAAAUUGUGAUCUCCCCAAGUGACAGAUGAGAAAACUGAGACUCAGAGGGGAGAAGAGCCAGGCCCACCUGCCCCCAAAGCCCAGCGCUUCCAGUGUCGUGCUAGGCUGUCAUCUUGCUCCAAGUGUCCGGCUCCCAGACCUGGCGUGUGCAGCCACCACCAGGGAUGCCUGGAGCAAGGGGCUGUGAGCAGGUCAGUAAGCCUCCUGCCCACCUGUAGCAUCAUGUCCUCAUGACCCCCUCCAGUCCUGGUCCCACCCAUCCACUCUGGCCAUUUAUAUGAGGGAACUUGCCUUCUUGCUGCAUGGAGCAAUCGGGCUUCCUGCAAGCCCCUGCCUGUGCUGCCAGCAUCAAACACGGUACCAACGGGAGCCGGGGUUCCUCCACCCCUCAGGCCUCGGAGAAGUUCUCAGGGACAGAGGCAAUGUCUGUUACAUUCUCCCCUUGGACUCUACUCCCCUGAAAGGAGUAGAUACUCGUGUGCCCUUGACAUGCUCAUGCAGUAAUUAUUCACCGCCUCCUUCGCCCCUGCGGGACCCAUCCCCGUCUUUCCCGCCUGGAGUGUCCCCGGCCGGCCCUUGCUGAGUCCCACACCCAGCGGGGACUCACCGGCCUGCUUUCCUGUGGGAGGACACGGAGCUGCGAGCGGCGACUCGGCUGCGCUUGCUGCGUGCGACCCUCAGCAGGCCCUCAUCUGGAAAGUAGAAGGGGUUAUUCUCCAAGGUCCACGCAGCUCCGGCAGCGAGCGGAUGCCUCGUUCCUCUUUUGCGGUCAGUCACCUGUCUGACUUCAGCCCUGGGCUUCCUGCUGGGGUUUCCUCUCAGUCCCAUGACACCAGGGCCCCAUGAUUCUCACCCCAGAGAUGCUGCCGCGGCUGCUGCCCCUGCUGUGGGCGGGGUCCCUGGCUCAGUAUGAGGUACACCGGCUGGAAGUGCAGGAGUCCGUGGCGGUGCAGGAGGGCCUGUGUGUCCGCGUGCCCUGCUCCAUCCGUCCUUGGGGCUACCGGGCCAGCUCUCGUCCGGUUCGUGGCUACUGGUUCCGGGAAGGGGCCAACGUGCUCCAGGAUGCUCCCGUGGCCACGAACAACCCAUAUCGUGAGGUGCUGAGGGAGACCCGGGGCCGAUUCCGCCUCCUUGGAGACCCCCGGAAUAACGACUGCUCCCUGGACAUCAGAGAUGCACAGAGAGGGGACACGGGGACGUACUUCUUUAGGGUGGAAGGAACGUCUUAUAUGAAAUAUAGUUAUAAAAAUGACCAGCUCUCCGUGAAUGUGAUGGCUCUGACACAGACACCUGACAUCCAGGUCUGGGGAACCCUAGAAUCUGGCCACCCCAGGAACAUCACCUGUGCGGUGCCCUGGGCCUGUGAGAGGGGGACACCCCCGACCUUCUCCUGGACUGGUGUCACCUUAACCUCCCUGGACCCCAAGACUCUCCAUUCCUCAGUGCUCACCCUCUCCCCCGGGCCCCAGGACCAUGGCGCCAACCUCACGUGUCGAGUGACCUUCCCAGGAGCUGGCGUGAGCGUGGAGAGGACCGUCAGGCUCAGCGUGUCCUAUCCACCCCAGAAGCUGACCAUCAGCGUGCUCCAGAAAGACAGCACAGGACCUGAAACUCUGGGCAACAGUUCAUCUCUUCCAGUCCAGGAGGGCCAGCCUCUGCGUCUGGACUGUGUUGCCAAUAGCAACCCUCCUGCCGUGAUGAGUUGGAAGCGGGGGAGCCUGACCCUGAGCCCCUCAAAUUCCUCGAACCCUGGGGUCCUGGAGCUUCCCCAGGUGGAACUGGGGGAUCAUGGGAAAUACGUGUGUCGAGCUUGGCACCUGUUGGGCUCCAAGGAAGCCUCCCUGAGCCUCAUUGUGAAAAAAACCCCACAACUGUUCGGUCCCUCCUGCUCCUGGGAGGACGAGGGCCUGCACUGCAGCUGCUCUGCUCGAUCUGAGAGGCCCUGCUCCCUGCGCUGGCGGCUGGGGGAGGGGCUGCUGGAGGAGAACCUCAGCAACGCCUCCUUCAAGGUCACCUCCAGCUCCUCUGAGCCCUGGACCAACAGCUCCCUGAGCCUCAGUGAGGGGCUCAGCGCCAACCUCAGGCUCAGCUGCGAGGCCCAAAAUGCUCACGGGAAACAGAGUGUGAGGAUCCUGCUGCUGCCAGGGAGACCAGGACCCAGGACAGGUGUGGUUCCAGGGGCCAUCGGGGGAGCUGGUGUCACAGCCCUGCUUGCUCUCUGCCUCUGCCUCGUCUUCUUCCUAGUGAAGAUCUACAGGAAGAAAUCAACAGAGAAGACGCUGAGCAGGGAUGGAGUCCAUCCUGUGUUGAGUCCCAUCUCCCAGGGUCACCUAAAUAAAUCCUGGUCAGAGAGCCCCUCAGACCACUGGACCCCAGCUCCGGCCGUCGCCACGUCAGAGAAGGAUCAGGAGCUCUGUUACGCCAACCUCGAUUUCCAGGGGUGGAGGUCGCACAACUUUCAGCACCAGGAGACCACCGAGUACUCAGAGGUCCAGAUCAGGAAGUGACGACCCCGCCCCCACCCCCACCCCCACCCCCAGGAGCUGGCUGGAGCCCAGA